This is a messenger RNA of Haliaeetus leucocephalus (bald eagle), 2688 nucleotides long. It is a transcript of the gene LRRC58, whose product is annotated as leucine rich repeat containing 58. The coding region runs from base 1 to 999 and encodes 332 amino acids. NCBI's taxonomy places the organism in Eukaryota, Metazoa, Chordata, Aves, Accipitriformes, Accipitridae. The transcript is spliced from 6 exons. Gene Ontology annotation, molecular function: protein binding. The record is from RefSeq and is a predicted model, not a curated record.
AUGCCGGCACUAAGGGCUACGGUACCCAAAGAGGACCGAAACAUCUCGCCUCCCCGCACUGAGGGGAAGGGCAACCGUUCGCUGGGGAAACCGAGGUACAGCAGAGAGGAGUGGGAAGUCGCAAUCACGUGGCGAGCCAGCGACAGAGAUGCAGCCGGCAGCCACGACUUCUGCCUCCCAGCCACGCACUCCAGAGGGACACAGGUGGUGAAGUAUGGGGCAAUUGCUCUGUCCCGUGUGGCAUCGAGGGAGCCUCAGCUGGAGUACCUUCUGCGCUUCGCCGAGGUGCCGCCCGCCCUGCAGGGGCUCCGCGGGCUGCAGAGCCUCAGCCUCGGCGGUAACCGCCUCCACGGCAUCCCGCCCGACAUCCAGGAGCUCCGCAGUUUAGAGUUUCUAUACCUUGGAGGGAAUUUCAUUACUUCAAUUCCACCUGAAUUAGCAAACCUGCCUUCUCUAAGUUAUCUAGUUCUGUGUGACAACAAGAUCCAGAGCAUUCCACCUCAGCUGGCACAGCUGCAUUCCCUGCGCUCCCUUAGCCUGCACAAUAACCUGCUGACUUACCUUCCUCGAGAGAUCCUUAACCUGGUUCACCUGGAAGAGCUGAGCUUGCGUGGGAACCCACUGGUGGUUCGCUUUGUCCGUGACCUGACCUACAAUCCCCCGAGCCUUCAGGAACUGGCUGGACGCACAGUUAAAACUCGCAAUGUUCCCUAUGCUCCCAGUGAUCUCCCGGAGAAUCUUGUCCGGUAUCUGAGCUUGGCCAGCAACUGUCCCAAUCCUAAAUGUGGGGGUGUCUACUUUGACAGCUGCGUCCGACAAAUCAAGUUCGUUGACUUCUGUGGGAAGUAUCGCCUCCCGCUGAUGCACUACCUGUGCUCCCCAGAGUGCUCCUCUCCCUGCAGCUCUGCCUCCCAGAGCUCCACUUCCCAGAGCGAGUCCGACUCCGAGGACGAAGCCAGCGUCGCUGCGCGCAGGAUGCAGAAAGUCCUUCUGGGAUAAUGGGGAGCGAGAGGGGAAGACGGGAAGGAAAACGUGUUUGAAAAGCAGUAAUGGAACAGCGAAGCAUGAGCCUCUGGGCUGAAGGGCUCACGAGAAACUGUCCUCAAGUCCAUGUAAAGGGCAGAACAUCUUAGCAAGCCUAGACUUGCUUGGUGCAGUGCUACUUAGGAGAACUAACUCGGUGGCAUACUGCCUGUAGCAUGCCUGGGGUUGUUAGAAACAUCUCCUGUCUGGGAGACGUCCCCCCUCCCUCGUACGGGCUGGGGAGGGGGAUUUGUUCUCACUGGCGGAUUGAGAAGGGUUUUAAUAUAUGACACUUCACUGGACUUCAGUCAUCCUGCAGAGCAAAGGAGACUGUCCAGAUCUUUUAACACUGUGGUAAAUCAGAAACAGGCUAAUGAUGCCAUGUGAGUAUGUAUGGGCCCCAAUGUUUUAUAUAGUGUUUUGAUUCUUGGCUGUCUCCUUUGAUUUCAGUUACAGAUUUUAGACCCAUCCACUAGAAAUGGGAGUUGUGUUGGGGUUUUUUUGUUCAGGAGUAGAUUUUUCCAAACUCUGGUUAUUCUUUCUUUGCCUAGAGGCGUAGGGUCCCUGUGCUGUUACAGAUGUUACAGCCAUCAUAGAACUGAGCCACCUUUUUUUCUCCCUUGUUAUACCAAGCUGCUCUUAGUGUUUCCUCCUAACUGUAUUCAUUAUUUUUCCUUGCUCUGCCUCUUCCCAUUACACCUGGAGCAUUGCUGUCUUUAUGGUGCCUUCAGAAAACAGACGAGUUGUGCUAUUGAGACUUGGUAUUACUUCAGACUUGUGACCGUACAUGCCUAUGCAAGGGACCAGAUGCGAUGCUCUGUAUCAUGUUUUUGAGACUCAGCUUGCUGGAGCAUAUCUGCUUUUAUAUCUGUGAAUUGCAGGAAAGGUCUUGAGUGACAUUUCUAACCAGCCAUGUCCCCCUGCUGCAGGUAGCUCUGCUAUGCUUGGUACAGAGUUACUUUCUGUCUUUAAGGUCAUCUGCUUAAAGUAGGCAGCAGCUUAAUGAAUUGGAAGUACUGAGAGAAGUGCUGUGGAGAAUGUUUUGUUGGUGUUUUUUUUUCCUUAUUCAUAACAUGAGAGGAAAAGCCAGUAGGGAGGCUAAGGCGUGUUGUCCAAGCAUCUUGCAUGAGGUGGCUUUGAAACCUCUUCCUUAUUUAUUUGUUUGCAUUUGCUCUUGUUAGAAUAGCUUUGGCAGUCUGUUGGGUUGUUCAAAUAACACAUUCAGUUAUCUUAAACUAUGUUUAAAGGAAAGCUGCAGAAAAUAGCUCAGAUUUUCUAAGUAUCAAAUAGCUUAUAAAAAUUAGUAUUAUGAAUUGGCAGGUAUCUAUAAAUCUACUUUAUGGGGCUGUUGUGUGUUUUGCUCAGUGAGAGCUGCCCCUUUAUUAAUAUUUCAUGGCAGACAGUCCUUUUGAUGCAGUUUCAGCUUGAGCAAAUCCAACUGUGCCUUCGAAUGCAUGAGCAGAGCAAAUACAUUGUGUUAAGAAGCUGAAUGAACAAGAAAAACUUUUCUUAACCCACUUUGGUCCUAAGGGGGAAAUUAAAAACCUGUGCUCCUCUCCUGCAUUCAGAAAACGCAGGUACCUGUUUGAAUAUCUUAUGGCAGCUCUGUGUUAAUGGUCCUGUUUAAUUAUAUUUGACACUUUAUAUAUUAAAGCACUUUGAUAA